UACCUCGCAGCCGGGCUGCGCAGUGCCAGCGCCCGCGGGGCCGGGAUGAGCCUGACCUCGGCGCCCGGCGCCCGUCGGCUCAGCCGGGCGGCGCCCCACGCGGGCCCGCGAACGGAAUCUCCUGUCGUGGAGCUGAACGUUGGGGGUGAGUUCUAUACCACUACCUUGGCCACCUUGAGAAAAUUACCAGGCUCGAAGCUGGCAGAGAUGUUCUCCAGCUCAGCCAAGGCGUGCACGGAUGCAGAGGGACGCUUCUUCGUCGAUCGCUGUGGCACCUAUUUUGGACCCAUCCUAGAAUACCUGCGCAGUGGGCAGCCGCCCAUGCAGCACAUCCCCGAGGUGUACCGUGAGGCUCAGUACUACGAAAUCAAGCCUUUGAUCAAACUCCUGGAGGACAUGCCACAGAUCUUUGGUGAGCAGGUGGCUCGGAAGCAGUUCUUGCUCCGGGUGCCAGGCUACAGCGAGAACCUGGAGCUCAUGGUGCGCCUGGCGCGUGCGGAGGCCGUGGCUGCGCGCUACUCCGAAGUGCUGGUGUGCGUCGUGCGCAACGAAAAGGAUGAUGCGAACUGCGCAGACACCCUGCGCCUCCUGGAGGCGAACAAGAGGUCGGUGGUCAAGUUUGGGCCUUGGAAGGCAUCCCCGACCAUCGACGAUCUACUGGACUGCGUCAAGAUGGACAUUCAGGCACAAGGGUACCAGGUACACUGUUCACCCAACAGUACACUGCCGGCUAAGGUCUCCGGUUACUUCCAUACAUUCUGCUUCAGCUGGUGGUGAUCCUUGGGGACAGAGGCUGUUAUGGGCUCCAGUUGCCUUCGAAAGCCAUCAUCCUUUAAUUUCACAAACAUCAAAAACUUCCAAUGUGGUCUACUUGAGUCUUACUUCCAAAUAUUUAAUUUCCUCUUGAGGAUUUUCCAUUCUUUGCAAGUGACUCCACUGUACUUGCCUAGUGAGGUGAAGCUGCUCCCUCUUUAAAGCUGUCCAUACCUCUCAGACCUUUCCCUUGAAGUCCAGUAGCAAGGCGGAGAUGAACUGGAACGAUUUAACAAUGCUUUGGCUGGAAAUGCGGGAUGACAAUGGGAAAAUAAUACGAUGCCAUGAGUCUAGACAGUCAGACCUAAAAAUGUAACCUAUCCAGCCUCAGCUUGUGAUCCAAUCUUCCAGCCCUGGUGUGUGCCUUCAUGAGGAAGAUGCCAAGUUAGUAGCGGUAGUAUAUGCCACUCAGAUCUUUCCCAGAUGCUGUGUUGGCAGCUAGAGCCUUACAGCUGUCCUCUUACCUAGAGCAGUGGUUCUCAGAGUGUGGUCCCUAUACCAGCAGAAUCAGCAACACCCGGGAACUGUUAGAAAUACAAAUUCUCUAGGCCCCCUACCUCAGGCUUACUGAAACAGAAACUCUGGGAGUUAGCCCAGUGGUCUGUUUUAACAAGCCUUCCAAGUAAUUCUGAGGCAUUCUUAAUUUUGAGGCCUGCUCAAGAAAAGAAUUGCCAUCUUGCUUGUGUAGAGGUACAGAAGAUGGAUCCCUUACCUCAGGGAGGAACCAACUCUGGUGCAGUUUCUGUUCUAGAGCUCCUCAGGAGAUCAGGCUGAAGUCAGUCUUCAUCUGCCACCACAUUCUGGCUUAGCAGUCUUCCUCUGUUCUAUCCUGCUUCCCUCACUCCCCUCCACCUGAGAGCACAUCCUCAAUAAACCACUUGCACAAGAGAUUCUCAGGUUCUGCUUCUCAACCAGAGACAUUAAGUAACUCUUAACAGGACACAUGUAGCCACUCAUCCUUCUCCAAGUCCAGGUCUGGGAUAGAUGGCCACCUUCCCCACCUAGUAGGAUGACCGGCUAUCCUGGUUCCCUAGGAAUGAAGGUCAAGUUUAACUAUCAAGCUUUAAGAAAUUAAUACUGAAUCAGGGAAUUUCAAAUUCAAACAUAAAAUUGCUCAGAACAUAGUCAUUUUCAGUAAGCGUUUUAAUUUGGUAACUGCAUCUGCUUGUAUAUUUUUUCAUAUUUUCAAACGUGUUCUGUUUUCCUUUUUUGGUAUUUAACAUGGCUGAUGAUUUAAAGUGGAAAAAUCCUGAAUGUCUGUUUGAACUUUAUAACAUGAAGCAAUUCAACAUUACUCAUCAAGAGCCUGAAAAAAAGUUCAUACCUUUUGAUCAGUAGUUAAUACUUCUGAGAUUAGAUUCCAAGGAGAUAACUUGCUCCAUAAGAUCUAAAUAAGGUUGCUUAAAAAAUCUCAAUUUCAUGAAUUAUGGAAAGGUCAAUAUCCUCCCCAAUAUUUCUGUACAUUUCCAGAGGGCUUGUCUUCUUAUGGUCAGCUCUGGUUCUCCACGCCUUCUGGAUUCAUUUAGCACAGGGAUCAUCUAGAUUCUUAAGCCUGUUGUUGCUGUUCUACACAAUGCUUACCCAGGUUUAACACUCAGAUCUUUUAAAACAAUUUUUUACAAAUGCUACUCCCAUCAGCUGUUUGUGCACGUAGCCGACUGUGGCAAAUACAGGCAAAUAAAGGGGAGGGAGUUUACAACACAGAAAUGCAAACAACUUCAAAUUGAAUUUUGGACAUAUCCUUAAAAGUGUGUUAGUCAAGUCACCCCCAUCACUGGGGGCGUUUCACUAGUAGAUUGUAUUUAUUUCCUGUUCUUUCUUCCCUCCCUAUUCCUUCUAUACUUCUCUGUUGGUGGGAGUAAUCUUGCCCACCCCGCUGACUUCGUGCUUGGCCUCCUGACUUAAUCUGGCCAAUGGAAUAUGUGUGGAAGUAACAGUGUUGCCAGUUCCAGACUGAGGCUUUAGAGGCAUGCCAAGUUUCCACUAGCCACCUUGUAUUCUUGUCAUUUGCAGAAGACCAUGUUCCAGUUUAGCUACUACCUCAAUAAGCUCUGGCUCUGCAUCCCUUAGGGUCUGACUCUCUGCCUCAGCAAUUUACCAAACUAUUUUAUUAAGCAAAGGCAAUUUCAAUAACCCCCCAACUCCCAAUCCAUAACACAAUUAAGAUGACAUACUAUUUUUAUUGCACUUAACUUACAAUAGCAAAACAAUUGGAAAUAAGCCAACUUACAUUUAUAUAAUGCAAUAUUAUUUAGCAAUUAAAAUUACAUUUAUACUUAAAAAACUGAAAAUAGAGUUACCACAUGAUCCAGCAAUCUCACUCUUGGGCAUAUAUCCAAAAAAGAUGAAAACUAAUUCAGAAAGACACAUGCACCCCAAUCAAUGUUCAUAGCAGCACUAUUUACAAUAGCCAAGACAUGGAAGCAACCUAAAUUUCCAUUGAUAGAUGAAUGGAUAAACAAGAUGUGGUGUGUGUGUGUGUGUGUGUGUGUGUGUGUAUACACACACAUAUAUAAUAAUGGACUAGUACUCAGCCAUAAAAAGGAGUGAAAUAUUGCCAUCUGCAGCAGCAUGGAUGGAUUAUCAUACUAAGUGAAGUAAGUCAGAGAAAAACAAAUAUUAUCCAUCACAUAUACGUGCAAUCUAAAAAAAGAAUACAAAUGAACUUAUUUAAAAAACAGAAGCAGACUCACAGAAGACAAACUAAUCGUCACCAAAGGGGAACGGGUAGGGGAAGGAUAAAUUAGGAGUAUGGGAUUAACAGAUACACACUACUAUAUCUAAAAUAGAUAACAAGGACUUACUGUAUAGCACAGGGGACUAUAUUCAAUAUCUUAUAAUAACCUAUAAUGGAAAAUAAUAUAUAUAUACGAAUCACUUUGCUGUAUACCUAAAAGUAACAGCAUUAUAAAUGAACUCUACUUCAGUAAAAAAAAAUUUACAUUAUUGGGAAGGAGAUUAAUUUAAUUUAAUUCAGUACAACCUAAUUAAAUCGUUGCUCUAAGAAGGAUUUAAGGUGGUGGGGCUUAAAGGCUAUGAAAAAAAUACACAAAAAUAAAUAAAUUAGAGGGGGGAAGUUAUAGCUCAGUAGUAGAGUGCAUGCCUAGCAUGCACGAGGUUCUGGGUUCAAUCCCCAGUACCUCCACUAAAUAAAUAAAUAAAUAAAUAAAUAAACCUAAUUACCUCUCCCCUUCAAAAAUAAAUAAAAAUAAAAAAAUAAAUAAAUUAUAAAUAUAUAAAUUAAGUGGACACUCUUGGUUGCCUACCCAAUAGUACUGUCUCCUCCCUUCUUCUGAAAAAGCAGUGUGAAUAAGGCACAUUAAUAAUGUUCAAAAUACCAUUUCUGAACAACUCCAUUAAAGAAUGGGCAGAAGACCUGAACAGACAUUUUCUCAAAUAAGAUAAAUAGAUGGCCAACAGGCACAUGAAAAGAUGCUCAACACUGCUAAUUAUCAGAUAAAUGCAAAUCAAAACCACAAUGAGAUAUCACCUCACACAUGUCAGAAUGGCUGUCAUCAAAAAGACCACAAAUAACAAAUGUUGGCAAGGAUGUAGCAAAAAGAGAAUCCUAGAACACUACUGGUAAGAAUGUAAAUUGGUGCAGCCACUAUGGAAAACAGUACCGAAGUUCCUUAAAAAAAUGAAAAUAGAACUAGCAUAUAACCCAGCAAUUCCACUCCUAGGUGUGUAUCUGAAGAAAACAAAAAAGAUGCACCCCAUUAUUCAUAGCAGCAUAAUCUACAAUAGCCAAGACAUGGAAGCAACCUAAGUGUCCAUCAACAGAUCAAUAGAUAUAGGAGAUGUGUGUGUGUGUGUAUGUGUGUGUGUGUGUGUAGGUACCUAUAUACACACACACACACACAUACACAUAAAUGUAUGUAAUAAAACAAACAGACUUACAAAUACAGAGAACAAGCUAGUGAUUAACAGUGGGCAGGGGAAAGAGAGAAGUAAACAGGGGUAUGAGAUUAAGAGAUACAAAUUAUUUUAUAUAAAAUAAAUAAUCAACACAGAGAAAUAUAGCCAUUGUUUUGUGACAACUUUAAAUGGAGUUUAAUCUAUAAAGGUAUUGUAUCAUUAUGCUGUACACCUGAAACUAAUGUAAUAUUGUAAAUUGUCUAUACUUCAAUUAAACAAAUACCAACUCUGUUCACUUGUGGGCAUAUAUGAGACUUUCCAGAUCUGUUGGGAUUAACUAAAGAAAAUUAUAGUCAUAGGAGGAAAACUUAAAACUGAAUUCUAAAUAUAACUGUUAUUAUAAUCCAAAGGAAAAAAUACAAAAAACAAGUAAAACCUUUGAGAUUGCCAUCAUGGAGACACCCUAAUUCAUAGCACUGUGGCAGAUUUUCAGAUCUCACUAUUUGCUUAGAGUACCUCUUUAUUUUUUUUUCCCUUCUACUUAUUUUCCCUAUUCUCCCUGCCCCACCCCACCCCCCAUCCAUUUUUCCCCCCUUUUCUGCUGUGCUCAGUGUCCUGGAAGGCUGAUCCCUAGAUACUGCAUACCCAGGCCCCUUCCUGGUUGGCCAAAGACUUGGAAAGUAUAAAAGUGGAAGAUUGGGGACAAGAAAGCCUGUGAGUUACUAUGUGGAUGAAACGUCUUGGAAUGGCGGAAAUAUCUGUGUUUCCUAUGAAUGCCCACCAGAGGGCACCCAUUCUAGAAGAGGCUUUCAAAAAAAAUAAAUGGACAUAAUAAUCCAACCUGUGGAUGCCAGUCAACUACUUUCCCCAGCUCCCUGGUACCCCAGCUCAACGGAGUCAUGAGAAAGGUGGCCAUGAUGGCAGGGAUGGAGUUGGUGCAUGAGCUCUACGAUACAGACUUUUGCUCAUCAAAGCUAAUCUGGUCAGUGGCGGAUGUCCAACAGCAGAGACCAACAGAGUCCCUGAUAUGCUAUUAUUCCAUAGGGAGACUAGACACUUCUUGGUGAUAGGUUGAUUGUGCUGCAAAUCAGUUAACUGUACUGCUCAGUAACAAACUGUUGGGAGAAAUGCUGGCAUUUCUCAGCAAAUGGCAUUGAUAGCUUUGAGGACGUUUGCAAAGCUGCUUAGAGGUAGGGGGCAGAUUUACUUCUUUACAGGGUAAUAAACUUAGUAUCACCCUCCAAUCCUGGAGACAUUUCAGUGUGAUAAAACACGUCUCCCCCUGGAUUGGAAGGCAGAUUGUUUCCUGACCAGUAUAAUAAUGUAGGGGAAGGGGGCUGGAAGGGAUAAAUUGGGAACUUGAGAUUUGCAUAUACUAAUAUAUAUAUAAAAUAGAUAAACAACAAGAUUAUACUGUACAGCACAGGGAACAAUAUUCAAUAUCUUGUAACUUAUGGUGAAAAAGAAUAUGAAAACGAAUAUAUGUAUGUUCAUGUAUGACUGAAGCAUUAUACUGUACACCAGAAAUUGAUACAACAUUGUAAACUGACUAUACUUCAAUAAAAAUAUAUAUAUACAAAAAAAAGGUAUUGUCUCUCUCCAGAGGGCAGGUUUUCUAGCAUUCCUCUUUUAAGAUUGCGGGUUUCCUAAGCUUAGCAUUCUUCAUCUGCUUCAGAUCUACUGUGUAUGGCAUUCACCUGCAUCACCCCCAUGGUACUUAGAGGACAAGGAGAACGAAUACAAACAUUAAGUUCAUGCUGCCUGCUAUGCUGUGAAUAAUAAGCUGUCUAAAUCCGUUUGGGCUUGUUGUCUCCUUACCUGUUGUAUCUAUGGAAGUGUGGGGAUGCUGUCUUAUGGGUUUGUGGUGUAUGCCUCAUAUCAACAGCUAAAAUGUGUACUGUUUCUCCCACUGUUAGAGUACAUGAUUCUGGGAACUAAGAGGUAGGAGUGGUUCUUGUCACUUUUACACAUAACUCAUUUCAUAUUCAUGUGGAUUUGGAGUACUUGGUUCCCAAGGGAGGAUUAGUUCCACUAAAGAACCCAGUCAAUUUUCCAUUACAUUGGAACAUGUAGUGAGACUGUCCCUGGACAUUUGGGGCUCUUCUCACUGAACCAACAGGCAGAGAAGGGGCUACCACACCAGUCUGAGUGGUUGACUCCAAUUUCCAAGGGGGAAAUUGGGUUGAUGUUAUACAAGAGGGACAAGGAAGACUUUAUUUGCAACCCAAGGGAUUCACUGGGGCACCUCAUUGUAUUCCCAUGUACAAUAAUGAAGGUCAAAGGAAAAUGUCAUCCCUUCAAUAAAGAUAGUUUUUCAUUUCAAAAUUAA
Camelus dromedarius (Arabian camel) is the source of this 7000-nucleotide messenger RNA. It is a transcript of the gene KCTD14, whose product is annotated as potassium channel tetramerization domain containing 14. The record is from RefSeq and is a predicted model, not a curated record. Gene Ontology annotation, biological process: protein homooligomerization. The transcript is spliced from 2 exons. The coding region runs from base 46 to 777 and encodes 243 amino acids. Gene Ontology annotation, molecular function: protein binding. NCBI's taxonomy places the organism in Eukaryota, Metazoa, Chordata, Mammalia, Artiodactyla, Camelidae.